Molecule: messenger RNA, 897 nt
Organism: Radiomyces spectabilis
Lineage: Eukaryota; Fungi; Mucoromycota; Mucoromycetes; Mucorales; Radiomycetaceae
Exons: 2
Coding region: 1-897 (298 amino acids)
Source: RefSeq, a predicted model, not a curated record
AUGGAGAAUCCAAACAUCCACAACGUUCCGUAUGUUCGCAGCCGCGAUCAAAAAAGAUGGAAAGGCCACGCCAAAAAGGUGAUCUCCAAAGCAGAAACAAGUGAAAGAAUGCGCAAAUGGCGUGCCGAAAAUAGAGACAAAAACAAACGCAACGAUCUUCGAUGCCGCGUUUAUCGUCUUGCACGACAGAAAUUUGGUGAGCAAGAUUCGCCAGAAAAGCAAACUUUUAUCCGAGAAGAGAUCGCAAGACGAUUAGGCAAGCGUAUGCUGAUGGAGCAACGGGAAAAAGAGCUGCAACAACAACGUCAACAGCGACAACAUGAAAAGCAGGAGCUGGAGCAGGAUCAGAGUGAGCAGAAACAAAAACAACGAAAACAAAAACAACAACAUCAUUUGUAUCAACAGCCACAACAAGAACCCACAAACCAAGAUUGGUCAUGUCACUCCACCACCAACACUUUGGUGGAAUUGCCGUUCUACAGUGCGCCUGGUCGAAAAAUUGAACUUCCUUCCAUUCGUUGUCAGUUUGACCGCUGGACCCCACCGUCCUCGCCGAUGUCAGUAUCUCCUAUCCUGCCGCAUUUAUCACCCUGCUUUUUGCAGCGCAGAACGAGCAGUAGCAGCAUCAGCAGCGUAGGCAGCAUUGGUAGCACAAACACAUCCACUACCAUGGGAUCGCGCUUUUCUCAUUCGGCCUUCUCUGUCCAUCAAAAAUCCGCCCCUGAAGAUAACGUUGCACUCCCGCCAAUGCAAUCAUUGCUGUCUGGUAUGCCGUCGCCGGUCUUGCAUCCCACACCCCGUCGAUCGCCCUCGAUCAACUAUGCUCCUCACACCAAGGUUUUGGAUGAAUUCGUAGGCUUUGUUCUGAAGAAUGCGGACCCAUAUCCAACCGCCUAA